Molecule: messenger RNA, 628 nt
Organism: Drosophila willistoni
Lineage: Eukaryota; Metazoa; Arthropoda; Insecta; Diptera; Drosophilidae
Exons: 4
Coding region: 33-539 (168 amino acids)
Source: RefSeq, a predicted model, not a curated record
UCCCUUAUCUUUUUAUUAAAAAAUUUUUGAGAAUGUUGAAGAGCCUCUUCUGGGUGAAGCUUCUUGCGGCCGGCAAGGUCGUGGGUGAGGUCGGAGGUGUUGCAUCAGGCCUGGGGAUUAUCCUUCUGUCCAUAGCAAUGUCAAUUGAUUAUGCAUUGCCUAAUUGCACAGUUCAUGAAACUUAUGUUUUGCUUAGCAUUGCUUUGGCCUAUACCGUAUUGUUUGGCAUUAGCUCAUUGUUACUUAUAAUGGGUAUCAAAAAGAAUUGUUAUCAAUUGCUAAUGCCAUGGUUGUGUCUUGCCGGUAUUCUUCUAAUUUCUAUAAUCUUGUGUUUAUUUGCUGGACAAUUAACUGUUAUUGAACCUUUUUUGCCGUUCAUCUGGCUACUUACAGCUUUGCUCUGCUACGUGUACUAUGGAAUUUUCUCACUCUAUAAACGAAUUAAGGCUAUCCAUCAUGAGCGUCUUUUGCAACAAGAAUUUGAAAAUGUUAAGCAGACAAUGAACAGGAUGCAUGGACUCUAUUAUAAUAGACCUUAAAUAGCCGUAGAUAAGCAAGGUGCAUUACUUUGUCUAGAAGUACCUAAUAGUUGAUAAGUAACCAGUAUGCACCUAUACUUAUUUCUUGA